Molecule: messenger RNA, 7173 nt
Organism: Drosophila yakuba
Lineage: Eukaryota; Metazoa; Arthropoda; Insecta; Diptera; Drosophilidae
Product: probable chitinase 10
Exons: 9
Coding region: 130-7074 (2314 amino acids)
Biological process (GO): carbohydrate metabolic process; chitin catabolic process
Cellular component (GO): extracellular region
Molecular function (GO): chitin binding; chitinase activity
Source: RefSeq, a predicted model, not a curated record
CAUGUGAAAGGUUGUUAACGCCUUGAGCAUCUGAGUAAGGGCGUGCAUAGAAAAUUAAGAACCAAAGUAACAAGGAUAACUAUCAAUGGCAACAUAGGAUUUAUAUUACAUCUUAUACAAAAUUUCAAAAUGCAACUCAAUGCCUUGUGUAUGCUUGUGGUUGUCUUGGCAAUAGCUGUAAAAGCCCACAUUCGCAUUGAUGAACUGGAGGUCCAUUUGGAAUCCAAUUAUAAGCCUGCAUUUAUUCGUUCUGCGGUGGAGAGCAUCCCUUUGGAUAACAACACAAAACUCCUAGUCCGUAACAGUGCAAAACCUGAGUUUGGGAACGCUUUUCUACCACUGCGGAGUGCUGUGGAGAGUAUUCCAACGCCAUAUCAGAGCAACACUUCUAAGCUAAGAAAGAACUCUGAUAUACGUUCUUUUGUACGUGAUGCUGUAGAGUCAUUGCCAAAUGAUGAAGAUGGGCUGGAACACAUGGGAUUUUCCAAAAAAUAUUAUAAUAGUGCUAGCGAUGAUGUUGAAGGUGUAGACCCGAAAAACAAAAAGUCAACACAACAUGUAAAUUUAAAUCCUUGGACCAUUUCCAAUAAGUACGCUGCUUUUAUUGCCCCCGGAAACUCAGAAGACUUUUAUCCGAUGUCAUACCGAGCCGGCUCACCGCAUCAGGAGUUGCUUAAUAUUAUGAACAUCAAACCGGUUAAGCAAACCGAUAAACUUGAUCGGUACGCAGAGCGGCAGUCUUACGGUGUAUUAGGAUACAGUAACCUGCCAUAUCAGCAGUCCUACGGGGCUUUGGGAUUGGUAAACAGGAAUGACUUUAAAGUGACUACAAAAGUUCUCUGUUACAUGUCGAACUGGGCAUUUUACCGAAGUGGUGAAGCUCAUUUUGUGCCUGAGCAGAUUGACCCUAAUCUCUGCUCUGUUAUUAUCUAUUCGUUCGCCUCCCUAGAUACCGACCACCUUACCAUUCGAGAAUUUGAUUCAUGGGUGGACUUGGAUAACCAAUACUACCGUCGGGUGACAUCGCUGGGAGUUCCUGUAUUAAUCGCCUUGGGUGGAUGGACGGAUUCUAGCGGUUCCAAGUACUCACGCUUAGUUGGUGACAAUCUUAGGCGACGGGUUUUUGUAUCCAGUGUGAGCAGCUUUUUAUUACGUCAUGGAUUCAGCGGGCUGCACCUAGACUGGAACUACCCGAAGUGCUGGCAGAGCGAUUGCUCAAGGGGACCGGCGACUGACAGGCCAAAUCUGACCAAGCUUCUUCGUGAACUGCGCACCGAGUUUCAUAGUGUAAAUCCAAAGUUUCAGUUGGGAGUGGCCAUCUCUGGCUACAAGGAAAUUAUAAUGGAGGCUUAUGAUUUUCCCGCUUUGUCAGACAUUGUAGACUAUAUGACAGUAAUGACCUAUGAUUACCACGGAGCCUGGGAAAAGAAAACGGGUCAUGUGAGUCCCCUUUACGGCUUAUCAUCGGACACGUAUCCGCAGUACAAUACGAACUAUACCAUGCAGUUACUCCUAAAAAUGGGCGCCAAAAGGGAAAAACUUGUAUUGAGCAUUCCGUUUUACGGUCAAAGUUUCACAUUGGCAAACGCGCAGCAAACUCUUGCAGGCCCAGGAGUGGCAGCCACUGGACCUGGAGAGGCCGGUGAAUUGACAAAGCAGCCAGGAAUGCUAGCUUACUACGAGAUUUGUGAGCGCCUAACAAAGUUCAAGUGGAAGAGUGAUCGGGAUUUAAACCUGACAUUCGGUCCAUUUGCUAUGCUAAACGACCAAUGGGUGGGAUAUGAUGACGUAACCAGUGUCCAAGCGAAGGCUCGAUAUGCGGCUAACAAUAACUUUGCCGGAGUGGCAGCCUGGACCGUUGACCUUGAUGACUUCCGAAACCUAUGUUGCAGUGAAUCUUAUCCUUUACUUAGGGCCAUUAACAGAGAAUUGGGUCGCUUAGACUCAAACCCGCCCACUCAUCCAAACUGUGAACGUCCUACAUUAUUGGUCCCUCCGAUACCGCCCCAAAUGACAACAAUUAGUAGCGAGGAUUCUGGAGGAUUGGUACAGAAUCACGAUCAUACAACAUCCUUGCCGAUCUGGGAGGACAGCAGUAGCCUCAUGUUCAGUACUACAAACAAUCCGAAUCCUGUAAGCACCACUGCCACAAGUACCGUUCAUUGGUGGAGUUCAUCUACAGAACGUCCACGCGAACCGACUAUGACUACGGCAAGACCCACUCAUACCACAAUCCCCGUUCCAGCAGUGAUGUACCCAGUGGCACAGGCGUCGAAUUGCAAAAGCGGCGAGUUCUACGCUGACUCAAAAAAUUGUAACGCUUACUAUCACUGCAUUAUUGCGGGAGAGUUACGGCAACAGUUUUGUCCAGGCGGUCUUCACUGGAACAACGAGGCAAAAGGAUGUGACUGGCCGUCAUCCGCCCAAUGCUCACUUAAGAUCGAUCAACACCUAAGCACUUCUUAUCCAAAACCGAUUCAAACGUCUAAAAAGCCGGAGACGACUUUGAAGCCUAAUAAGAAACCGUUAGCGACUUCCGUGCAUCAUCCCGUCAGUAACACCUCAAGCGGACCACAAUAUUUGCGUCCAACUUUUUUGGAGUGCAAUGAAGGGGAGUACUACCCCCACAGAAACUGCAGGAAAUAUUACAUCUGCGUUAAUAAAGUACUAGUACCCAGUGAAUGUGGCGGAGACUUGCAUUGGGACGGCAUCAAAAAGUUUUGUGACUGGCCUGAGAACGUACAGUGCGUUACAAGCCAAAAAUAUUUAAAAAUAAUCCAAUCGAGUAGUGCCAACGAAGAGGACCCGUGCAAUGGCGAAAAGCGAGUACCCUAUCCGGGAAACUGUUCGAAAUAUCUCUUCUGCCUAUGGAAUCGCCUACAGGCUAGUGACUGUCCACCUGGGCUGCACUAUAAUGAAGUAAUUGGGAACUGCGACUGGCCUGCAGCUGCAAAAUGCAAUCCGAAAGGAGAUGAGAGCAGCGGAGAGGCAGAGAUAAACGAUAUCUCAAAGCCUCCCAAUUUUACGCAUCCAAUGAACCCGACAGAAAACCCCGUCCCUAAACCUCUUGAUAGUUAUUACAAAGUUAUUUGCUACUUUACGAAUUGGGCGUGGUACCGCAAAGGAAUAGGUCGUUUUACUCCCGACGACAUACACACGGAUCUAUGCACUCACAUAAUUUAUGGGUUUGCAGUCUUAGACCAUUCCGAACUUAUACUACGAACACAUGAUUCUUGGGCCGACGUUGAAAACAAGUUUUAUACGAGGGUCAGCAGCCUCAAAAGCAAGGGCAUCAAGGUGAGCUUAGCACUUGGGGGAUGGAACGAUUCGCAAGGUGAUAAGUACAGUCGCCUAGUUCGAAGUCCAGUGGCCCGAGCCCGUUUUGUGCGCCACGCCCUCGAGUUCAUUGAAAAAUACGGCUUCGAGGGCCUUGACUUAGACUGGGAGUACCCCGUCUGCUGGCAAACGGAGUGCAACAAGGGGUCUGCCGAGGAAAAGGAGGGUUUUACCGCUUGGGUACAGGAGCUGUCUGUAGCGUUUCGCCCUCGAGGACUAUUGUUGUCGACUGCUGUAUCACCUAGCAGGAAAAUCAUUGAUGCCGGAUACGACAUUCCCCAGCUUUCUCGCUAUUUUGAUUGGAUCGCUAUCAUGACAUAUGAUUUCCAUGGGCAUUGGGAUAAAAAAACAGGGCAUGUGGCACCUCUGUAUCAUCAUCCCGAUGAUGACUUUGAACAUUUUAACGUGAACUCUUCCAUAAACUAUUGGAUGGAAAAAGGAGCUCCUUCACGAAAGUUAGUAAUGGGUAUUCCGCUAUACGGCCAGUCAUUUACUCUAGAAAAUAACAACAGCAGUGGCAUAAAUGCCAAAGCCCCAGGACCAGGUGUAGCCGGCGAAUUCACCAGAGCAGCUGGAUUUCUGGCUUACUAUGAGAUCUGCGAACGAGUUAAUCGUCUAGGCUGGCAGGUGGUGCAUGAUGAAUUUGGCCGCAUAGGGCCUUAUGCUUACAAGGGAACUCAGUGGGUUUCCUACGAUAGCCCAGAUAUGGUCCGGAAAAAAGCACUCCUGGCAAGAUCAUUGAACCUGGGAGGGGGAAUGGUGUGGGCCCUCGAUCUGGAUGACUUUCGUAAUCGGUGUGGAAAUGGCGUGCAUCCUUUGCUAAGUGAAAUCCACAAAGUGCUUAAGGAUCCGCCUAGUUUAUGGGAAAUGCCGCAUGACAUAGUUCCUAUCGAAUCGACUUCUAUAGAGUACCCAGGCAUUGAAGGAGAAGACCUUGAGUCUGAAGGAGAGAAUCUCGAAGUGCAGUCUAUUGAAGCGGUGAUGCAGACCAGCAAUGAAAAAGAACAUGAACUCUUAGAGCCUCUACAAGAAGAUAUAUUCGACCCAAACAACCAAAUUGAGGUGGAAAACAUAGAAGCUACUGAUUUGGCCACGAAAUUUAAGGUCGUUUGCUACUUUACCAACUGGGCUUGGUACCGGCAGAGUGGUGGUAAAUUCCUGCCGGAAGAUAUUGAUGCAGAUUUGUGCACCCACAUAAUUUAUGGCUUUGCCGUGUUGAGUCAGGAAAAACUGACGAUUCAGCCUCAUGACUCUUGGGCGGACCUAGACAACAAGUUUUAUGAGCGGAUUGUGGCUUAUCGAAAAAAAGGCGCUAAGGUAACUGUGGCAAUUGGUGGUUGGAAUGAUUCUGCAGGCGAUAAGUACUCCCGACUUGUAAAGAAUCCAGAGGCAAGAUCUCGGUUCAUUCGCAAUGUCCUGAAUUUUAUAGAAGAAUAUAAUUUCGACGGCCUGGACCUGGAUUGGGAGUAUCCCGUUUGCUGGCAAGUGGAUUGCACCAAAGGGACGGCAGACGAGAAGAAUGGAUUCACAGCUUUGGUGCGGGAACUUUUUUAUGCCUUCCAGCCCAAGGGAUUAAUUCUGUCGGCUGCCGUGUCCCCUAACAAGAAUGUCAUCGAUGCUGGAUACGACGUUGAGGAGCUUUCUCAUUACUUUUCUUGGAUAUCUGUGAUGGCCUAUGAUUACCACGGUCAGUGGGAUAAGAAGACUGGUCAUGUAGCUCCAAUGUAUGCCCACCCUGACGGAACAGUGAAUUUUAACGCCAAUUUUUCGAUGAACUACUGGAUAUCAAAGGGAGCUGAGCGGCGAAAAUUAGUAAUGGGAAUGCCUCUUUACGGCCAGUCAUUCUCUCUGGCUGAGACUACUAACCACCAAUUAAAUGCUCCCACCUAUGGCGGUGGUGAAGCUGGAGAGGCAACAAGAGCCAGAGGAUUUUUGGCAUUCUAUGAAAUAUGUUUAAAAAUUCGACAUCAUAGGUGGAACGUUGUUAAGGAUAACAAGGGUCGUAUGGGACCCUUCGCAUAUCAUGGGGAUCAGUGGGUUUCAUUCGAUGAUGUACCCAUGAUCCGGCAUAAAAGCGAGUACAUCAAGGCGAUGGGUCUAGGCGGAGCUAUGAUAUGGGCCCUAGACUUGGACGACUUCAAAAAUGUCUGCGGAUGCGAGUCAUAUCCCUUGCUUAAAGCUAUUAAUCGCGUUCUCAGAGGUUUUGGGGGUCUUCAACCAAAGUGUUGGCUUGAACAACGCAAAAGCACAAAAAAGCCAAACAUCAAUCCGCCCUUCAGGCCCACCAUAAAUGCACCACCUAGACCUAGUCUCGAUUCUGUCAAGCAAAAUUUAGCCUUAAAUUUUAUGUCCAUCAAAUGCAACAACAAAAACUAUUUGCCGCACGAACACGAUUGCACUAAGUACUAUAUAUGCGAGCAUGGAACGCACGUUGAGCGUAGCUGCCCUCUGGGACUUCAAUGGAAUAAAAACUACUGCGACUGGCCUACCAAUGUCCAAUGCUCAUUGCAAUCAGACCAGAGAAUUUUGGAGCCAUCGAUAAAUCGCCAAAGUCCUACAAGCGCCAUCACAGAGCCUUCAAUUACCAAUAACGCAUACAAAGUAGUUUGCUACUUUACGAACUGGGCAUGGUAUCGCCCGUCCCACGGCAAGUAUGUGCCUGAGGAUAUAGACGCUAACUUUUGCACCCACAUCAUAUACGGCUUCGCGGUGCUCGACAGCAACUCGUUAACCAUUAAAACGGAUGACUCCUGGACCGAUAUUGACAACCGUUUCUAUGAGCGUGUUGUAAAAUACAAGCAAAGAGGCCUUCGAGUCAUGCUAGCCAUCGGUGGAUGGAAUGACUCGAUAGGCAGCAAGUACGCACGCCUUGUACUCGAUCCACAGUCCAGGAGGCGCUUUGUCGCGAGUGUUUUAAGUUUUUUGGAACAAUACGGGUUUGAGGGUCUGGACUUAGCCUGGGAGUUCCCGGUGUGCUGGCAAGUGGACUGUGACAAAGGUAAUCCCGCGGAAAAGGAAGGAUUUGUUGCUCUUGUCAAGGAACUGUCGCAAGCCUUUAAGGAAAAAGGCCUUAUUCUUUCGGCAGCAGUCUCGCCCAGUAAAAUGGUUAUUGAUACCGGAUACAACGUGUCUGAGCUCUCUCCACACUUUGACUGGGUGGCCGUCAUGACGUACGACUUUCACGGGCACUGGGUUAUGCGGACUGGCCAAGCAUCCCCGCUCUUUCACAAAGUGGGUGACGACGCAAACUUAUAUCUUAAUGGAAACUUCAGCAUCCACUACUGGUUGGAACGAGGUAUUCCACGGGAAAAGCUGAUUAUGGGAAUGCCAAUGUACGGUCAGACGUUCACGCUGGCUGACCAAAACCGCCGGUCCUUAAAUGAUAAAACAGUGGGUCCUGGCAAGGCAGGAACCUUUACUAAAGCGAAUGGGUUUUUGGCAUUCUAUGAAAUCUGCGAAAAAGUCGGUAAUGGUGACUGGGAAGUGGUGAGGGAUAAAGAAGGUAUAUUCGGAUCCUAUGCAUACAGUGGCAACCAGUGGAUAUCAUACGAUGAUGUGACAACUAUUCGAAGAAAAGCUCAGUUUAUUAAGAACAUGCAGCUAGGUGGUGGCAUGAUUUGGGCUCUCGAUUUAGAUGACUUUCGUGGCCUUUGCGGUUGUGGCAAGCACCCAUUACUCCGGACUCUAAAUCAGGAGCUGCUAGGCAUUUCUAGACAAAAGGCUAAGGAUUGUACUUAAUAAUUUUUGCAAACAAGCUUGGCUUGUAAUCUAUUUUAAUUUAUUUUAUAAAACCACAUAUUUAUAAAUAAAACUUUUUAAAUAAAGAGUUUUAAAACA